Messenger RNA from Rhincodon typus (whale shark), 2201 nucleotides. It is a transcript of the gene nupr1b, whose product is annotated as nuclear protein 1b. The transcript has 2 exons. The coding region runs from base 1607 to 1828 and encodes 73 amino acids. Gene Ontology annotation, cellular component: nucleus. NCBI's taxonomy places the organism in Eukaryota, Metazoa, Chordata, Chondrichthyes, Orectolobiformes, Rhincodontidae. The record is from RefSeq and is a predicted model, not a curated record. Gene Ontology annotation, biological process: negative regulation of cell population proliferation; negative regulation of cell cycle; regulation of transcription by RNA polymerase II.
GAAUUGCAGGGUUACAGGAAUAGGUGUGGAUCUGGAUGGGAUGCUGUUUGGAGAGCAGUGUGGACCCAAUGGGCUGAAAGGCUUGCUUCCACACCAUAGGGACUCUUUGAUUCUAUAAAACAGCAAAGGUGAGAGUGGGUAGUGGGUGUGGCAAAUAAAAAUUAGUGGGAUUUAGAGAGCUCAGAGAGUUGAGCUGUUCAGGAAACUGCUCAUUUAUUUUGCAUGUGUUCUUCCCAAGGUAGUGACAGAUGCUCAAAUGGAGGAAAUGAGAGAGAAAGGACACAGCAGUUGCGUGCCCUGAAGCAUAUUUGGGGUCCUAGGCAAUGUGUGGGUGAAGAGCAGCAGGAAGUAUGGGUGUGAGAGUGAGAAGAUGGGAAGUGGAAGGAUUGAGAAAUGUAUUUCAUGGUGGAGGUGUCCAAAAUGACACAAUCUUGAAGGUGUUGAAAAGGUGAAGAACUAGAGAAGGUCAGAACUGAAGUGCAGAGAAUGGGACAGGCCCACAGAUCCUGGGGCAGCCUCAGUUAACUUAACAAAUGUAUUCAGUUCUAGUGCAAAAGGUAAACUUCCAGAUUGAAUGGAUUUGGGGGAACUGGCAGAAUGAUUAUUUUUAAAGCAGAAGGUACACAAGCAUGGGUGUCUCUGGAGGAUCUGUUUGUGGGUGAUGAUCUGACUUGGACAACCACAGUCUUAAUUUGAGUUGUUCCUUAUUUUCUGCUUUUUAAUCAAUGUACACAUUACUGACAUUUAUUGCCCAUCCUGAAGGAUAGUUAAGAGUCAACCACGUUUCUUUGGCCUGGAGUCACAUGUAGGUAAGGACAGCAAAUUUCCUUUUCUAAAGGUCAUUAGUGAACCAGAGGGAUUUUAUAAUAAUCAAAGUGGUCACCUUUAGACGUGCUUUUAAAUUCCAUUUCUUAUUGAAUUCAAAUGUCAUCGCCUGCCAUGGUGGGAUCCGAUCCAGCAUUAGGUGCUGGUCGACAGAAUGUUAGCCUGAAGUUCUAGAUUACUAGUUCAGCACCAUUACCACUAUGCACCAACUCCCAUUUAAGAAGGAAGUAGUUGCAACUUCCUUGACCCAUCCAUGGCAAUCCUCCACAAGAUGAACAUACAGCCAUACUAAAGUUAGUAAAACCAACUGAGGUGAGAAUAGUAGAGGCCUUGGUAGGGACCUGAGUAGUUUAAUAUUGAUGAGGAUAGGCAUAAGAAGUUAAUUUAGUUAGAGAUGGUUGAAGUUGAGUAUGGGUAGAUAGCCUCUGGUGAAGAAGGAGGUAGAGGGACAGGAUAUCCACAAGUGAAAGAGAGGGCUGUGUCAGAGAAUCAGAAAUCAGCUCUGCUUAUCUGGAUCAUAUUUGGUCACAGUUUAUUUAAGAGUGAAGUAAAACCAACGACUGCUCUGAAAACUUAUACAUCACCUCUCUUCAGUACAGUUUUAAAAAAAAAAGCCAGUCCAUCCUUAGCCUGACAUCACAGUGAACCUAUGAAGGCAUACAGAGUGAAUUACCCCAGCCAAGUGCAGCCCAGCACAGCACAGUUUAGGACAGCACAGUACACGAGGUCCUAGCUCUAGCUCCAGCUCCAGCCUCCCUCUAGACCAUUCGCCCCAGGCACAAUGUCUUGCAAUAGCCUGGAGUCAUUUGAAGAAGCACAUUACGAUGAGUACGAGUAUUACAAUCUGGCAGAUUACCCGGCUCACAAUGGAGGGAAAGGCAGGAGCAAGAAAGAGAGCGUUCGGAAUACGAAUCGCAGUUGCCCAGCUGGGCAUGAGAGGAAAAUCAUGGAGAAAGUCUACAAAAGUGACCUGAAAAGGAAGAGAGCUCAAAGCUCAUCCUAGAUUUUCAACAAGUGACCUUGAUUGUUCCAUCAACAUCCUGAGUUUGGUUUCUUACUGUCUUGUGAAGUACCAUCGCAACAUAAGUUCUCCAGUUGUUGGAAUAAUGACAAUUGUUUAUUGAAGCAGCUUUCAAUAAUGUUUUGGGAAUGAGUAGUAACUUUUGAUGAAGCACCCAUUGUGGAAAAUCCAAGAUGAGGAAUUAAAGCACAAUUGAGUUAGUGUGUUGUGUUUUGUAGGUGCUAAAACUGAUAGCAAUAGAACUUCUAACCAUGAGACAAACAGAAUGAAGACCAUUUUCCCAAGUAUGGUUUAAUCUGAUAAUUGGGGUUGUCAAUGUUUGCCUGUAUUGAAUAAACUUAUAAAUGAAAAUGAG